This is a messenger RNA of Phoenix dactylifera (date palm), 1634 nucleotides long. RefSeq names its product histone-lysine N-methyltransferase, H3 lysine-79 specific-like protein. The record is from RefSeq and is a predicted model, not a curated record. NCBI's taxonomy places the organism in Eukaryota, Viridiplantae, Streptophyta, Magnoliopsida, Arecales, Arecaceae. Gene Ontology annotation, molecular function: DNA binding.
UUGACGGCAGGAGAUAAAGCCCCCCCUCUCGCUCGCUCGCUCGCUUUCUCGGAGACGCCAUUUUUGGCCCUCGGCAACAACAAAAUCUACUAAUCCUUCUACUGUUACCCUUAUCUGCUUGUUUUUCCGUUAAUACAAUUUUAACCACUCGAUGGAUCGAUUUUGAUGUCACUGAGGGGAGCGAUUUUGGCGUCGUCCAUUUAUUCUUAGUUUAUCAGAAUUUACUUGGGACCUGUAUGCACCUGUACAAUGAACAGUGUACAAUUCCAACAAGCACCAAUGCUGGCAAACAUUCAAAUGUCUUCUUUCAAUGCAUCUCGAGCAUUGAUCCAUACUCAUUUCUUUCCAAAAGAGUAUGUUGGAGCUUUGCAACUGGUCAAAGAUGAAGAAUCAUCUAAACUCAAUCGUCUGCAGCUGACUAUAGAAUCAUCUACUGAGCAGUAUAAAACUGAGAAGAGUUCAGCAGACAGAGAUGAAGAAUGUCAAUUGCAUGAUAUAGACAAUGUUAUAUACGAGGAAGCUGAUAGUGCUUCAGAUUAUGCAAAAAGUGCUUCCAAUAUUUGUGACAAGGAAAUCCAGAGAAGGUGGAAGAUUGGACUAGCAAACAAAGGUAGGACACCUUGGAACAAAGGGAAGAAGCACAGUAAAGAGACUCGAGAGCUCAUCAAGAAGAGGACUAUGGAGGCCUUGAGUGAUCCCAAGGUUAGGAAGAAGAUGUCUGAAUAUCCUCAUUCUCACAGUGAUCAGAGCAAGGCGAGAAUAAGUUCUGGACUAAAAAAGUCCUGGGAAAAGCGCUUGAAACAUAGAAGAUCACAAGAGUAUUUCUGUAUCAUAUGGUCUGGAAGCAUCGCAGAAGCAGCAAGAGAAGGUGGUUGCGGCCAACAGGAAUUGAACUGGGAUAGCUAUGAAAAAAUUAAAGCUGAUAUCGAAUCUCAACAAAUUCAGCAGAAAGCAGAAAAGGCAAGGACCAGAGAAAUUGCAAAGCGAAGGGCAGGGAGAGUGUCCCAGAUUAGGGUAGAAAAUGUUGCAGGGCUUGCUAAACAGAGUAACGGCAAUGAACAGAAGGCAGAGGCUAAGAAAGUUGUGGCAUCAUCAUGGAAGAGAUCAGAGGAUGAGAAAAAGAAGAUGGCUUUAUCUAAGGGUUUCAAACUAAAGGCAAGAUUGAUUAAGUUUCACCACCGUAAGAAGAAGUUGAGCAGUUUUGUCAGUAUUCGGAGCGAGAAGAUGGUUGAGCCUGAGCCACUUGUUGAGAAAUGGGAUUUGGAGUUCAUCAAGGCGGAAAGACUGCGAAGAAAAAUUUCGCUUGCUGAUCAAAUUCAGUCUCUGAAGAGCAGAAAAGCAAAGUGUAGCACCGAAGAAGUUCCAGCCCCUGCAUCAUUUGAUUCUUCUGUCGAAGAGAAAGCAGGAGGCUGAUAAGUUCUUUUACAUCUACUUUCACCGCAGGUAAUAUACACCAGGAAGAAAUCAGCAUGCUUCUCCCUAUAUAUAAUGCUACUUGUAGUUUUCUAUCCAGUUAGCAUGUGCCUCUGCUAACUUGUACCAAAAUUCAUUUACACCUAGGCACAUUGUAUUAAAUGUGUAUUCCAAAAUUGAUUGCCAAUCAGAAUGAAGCUUCUCCCACGUUUUUCAUACCA